Priceomyces carsonii is the source of this 1770-nucleotide messenger RNA. RefSeq lists its product as uncharacterized. The coding region runs from base 1 to 1770 and encodes 589 amino acids. NCBI's taxonomy places the organism in Eukaryota, Fungi, Ascomycota, Pichiomycetes, Serinales, Debaryomycetaceae. The transcript has a single exon. The record is from RefSeq and is a predicted model, not a curated record.
AUGGAUCUCAAGGAAGUGAUUCGUGACUUGAACGAUGAUUUCUGUAAUCAAAUACUUCUUGAGAAACUCGGAGAUUGUUUGAGAGAUGAAUCAACAAGGUCAAGUCUCGAAAUCCAGCAAUUUAUUCCUAUCAUGUUGACCUCAUUUGGCACAACGUUUCAAGAUUUCUUUGGGGGAGCUGAAAAUGGAAACGUAGUCCUAGAAAAUUUAAGAGUCUUAAUCAAUACAGCUGCAAACAAUGACCAUAACAGAGAACUAAUCGCUUCUAUGGACAGCGAUGGUGAGGUGAAAUUCUGGAAUAUGAUACUAAAAUUAAUAACGGUAAAUGAUGACGCUGUUAGAGAAAGACUGUUGAUGUUUUUGACGCAAUUCGUAAGAAAUACUGAAUUAAAAGAAAAAUUUUGUGUUUUCUUUUAUGAUUUAAAGUUAGAUCACCAAAUAAUGACUUUCAUGAUUAAAAAAUUUGAGGCUAAUUUUGAGACGAACUUAGAAGCUUUGGAUGAACGCUAUGAGCUAAUCUCCUUAAUUCUUGAAAACUGCAAUACCAAGAUAGUAUCCGAUGAAUUUUAUAAGAGCAAGUCAGGUUGUUAUAUUGAUUUUCAAUUGACUAUACUCGAAUGUUUGCUUCGAAAGUCUUCAAAGUUAUUGGACAUCGAGCUUGAUGAAUCUGUAAUAUCAGAUAUUAUCACUACGUUAUACUAUUUGACUUUUAUUGAGAGCCCGAAUUCUUUAGAUAACUACGAAGUGAAUAAGAGAAUUCUUGAGAUACUACGUGACUUUCCAUCUUCCUUCGAAAACAUUACCUCAUUUAAAAGGACUUUAUUUUCUUGCGUUGGCAACAUUACUUAUAUGAAAUCAUAUGAUGGAUCUCAAGAUUUAAAUUUUGCCCUUGAUUGUUUAAAAGAUAAGGGGCUUGAUCCAUAUGUACAGUCUGCGUGUAUGGUGAGCUUGGGCAAUUAUGUUACAAGUAAGACGAGGUCCGACUUCUUGCUUGAGACCAUUAAUAAGAGUUGCCUGAUUGAAACUUUGACAGAUACUAUCUUAGAAAUUCAAUUCAACGAUCCGAUCCAGUAUCAAUCGUUUCAUUUCUUUAAUAAUAUAAUGAAUUCUGUUGUAGCUCACCGAGCUUUACAGAAUAAAAAUUUAAUUAAAAUUUCAUUACUUGUUGUUAGCAACGAAUCUUAUUAUAAAGAAGUCAGCGACUUAUAUCUCAAAUUUAUUGGAAAGCUCUUAAAGCACAAUUUGAGUGACCCGAAAUUUGAUGUUCUGGCUCAUUUAGACUUGUGGAAAUGCUUUGAUGGUUUGAACUCGAAUCGAGAGAGAGAAAUGAUUUAUUUGUUGCUAGUUCAAGCAUUGUUAAAAAACUCCGAAUUGAAUAAUUCUUCAUUCCAUAAAAGUCUAAUUAAUAAUUUAGUAUCCAUUGAUUCUUUCUCCGGAAAUGUUGAUAUCCAGUAUAUAUUGGAAAAGUUACAAGCCUUAGGUGUUUUCAAUCAAAUAAUAAUCUCAAAGAAAAAGGACUUGAGCGAAGUUCUUGAGACAGUUUAUAACUUCGAUGAUGAAGCUUGUAACACUUUUUUUCAAUCUUACCACAAUCUCAUCUCAAAAUUUUAUGAAAUCUUGAAACAGAUGCAAUCUAAGCCAGAGAAGCUGAUAGUGCUUAAUAAUUCUAAAUUUGUUAGUGCUACAGCUAUCUCUAUAAUGAAGUCGAUAAAUGAUGCAUUGACUGACAGCAUAUGUGAUCUUUGUCAAUCAAUACUAAUUCUUAAAUAA